GAGAAACGCUCUCCGCGGCUGUCUCGGCCCUUUUCUUGGUGCAGACGGAGUUUACGUACUUCCACUGUUAUUUUCCCCUCUGCUUCUCGCUGUUCAGGCUCGCCCUGGGAACCCCUCACCAUGCCCACCAUCUCCGUCGACAAGGCUGCGCUCUUCAAGGAGCUUGGGCGCGAUUAUACCACGGAGGAAUUUGACGAAUUGUGUUUCGAAUUCGGCAUUGAGCUCGAUGAAGACACGUCAAAUUCGGAACGGCCUGUUGUUAAUGGAAAGCAAGAGCCACCUCAGCUCAAGAUCGAAAUUCCAGCAAACCGAUAUGAUCUUUUAUGUUUCGAGGGUCUCGCCCUUAUGCUCAACGUGUUCCUCGGCCGGAAGCCGUUCCCCAACUACAGACUGGUUAAGCCGCCCAGCGGGGAGGUCCAGACUAUUAUCGUCAAGAAGGAUACCGCGAGAAUCAGGCCGUACGUGUCGGGUGCGAUCUUGCGAAAUGUCAAAUUCGACCAAGCUCGUUACGAAUCCUUCAUCGCUCUACAAGACAAACUCCACCAGAAUUUGGCAAGACAGAGGACACUCGUGUCGAUCGGGACUCAUGAUUUGGAUACUAUCCAGGGACCGUUCACCUAUGAAGCUCUACCUCCGAAAGAGAUCAACUUCGUACCGCUGAACCAAACCAAAAAGAUGAACGGGGAGGAGCUGAUGGAAUUUUACGAGAAAGACAAGCACCUCGGCAAAUACCUCCACAUCAUUCGGGACUCUCCUGUUUACCCUGUCAUUUAUGACGCGAACAGAGUCGUCUGUUCAUUGCCACCUAUAAUCAAUGGAGAUCACUCAAAAAUCACUCUAGACACUAAAAAUGUUUUCAUCGAGAUCACUGCGCUUGACAGGACAAAGCUUGAGGUUGUCAACAAGAUCAUGGUCACCAUGUUCUCCCUAUAUGCUGCUGAACCUUUCACAGUUGAACCCGUUAAGAUCGUCUCCGAACACAAUAACGAGACUAGAGUAGUCCCCGAUAUCAGCCCCCGCAAAACACAGGCAGAGGUCUCCUAUCUUAACCAGUGUUGCGGUCUGGAUCUUAGCCCCGAACAGAUCUGUGACCUCCUGAAGAAGAUGGCCUAUAGCGCAAAACCUUCGGAGACUUCCCCAGAUCUGAUCGACGUGGAUGUUCCGGCAACGCGUGCCGACGUUCUUCACCAAGCAGAUAUAAUGGAGGAUGUCGCCGUUGCAUAUGGCUUUAAUUCACUUCCUCGAACCUUUCCAGGAAAGUCCGGUACCAUUGCUCAACCUCUACCUAUCAACAAGCUCUCUGACAUUGUCAGAAUGGAAGCUGCCAUGGCCGGUUGGAGUGAGGUUCUGCCGCUUAUCUUGUGUUCACAUGAUGAAAACUUUGCUUGGCUAAACCGUAAAGACGAUGGCAACACUGCGGUCAAGCUUGCCAACCCCAAGUCUUUGGAGUUCCAAGUUGUUCGCACAAGCCUUCUACCUGGUCUCCUGAAGACAAUCAGAGAAAACAAGCAUCAUGCCGUUCCUAUUAAGAUCUUCGAAGUCAGCGACGUAGCAUUCAAGGACCUAACAUUGGAGCGAAAGAGCCGCAAUGAAAGACACUUUGCGGUGGCCUGGUACGGCAAAACCAGCGGUUUUGAGAUUGUCCACGGCCUCCUAGAUCGUGUGAUGGCCAUGCUUAAGAGCGCCUUCAUCACGGGCGAAGAAACUCUAACAAAUCCGGCUGUUGCUGACUCUCACUAUUGGAUUGAGGAGCUUGAUGACCCAACCUACUUCGCGGGCCACGGGGCUUCUGUUCACCUGCGCCUUGCCGGGAAGGACCACGUCAUUGGUUCUUUCGGUAUCCUCCAUCCUACAGUGCUGGAAAAUUAUGACUUGAAAUACCCCGUCAGCGCCCUGGAGAUCAAUAUUGAACCAUUCCUGUGA
Messenger RNA from Monascus purpureus, 1923 nucleotides. Lineage: Eukaryota; Fungi; Ascomycota; Eurotiomycetes; Eurotiales; Aspergillaceae. The record is from the annotation of a GenBank genome assembly.